Molecule: messenger RNA, 462 nt
Organism: Symbiodinium natans
Lineage: Eukaryota; Dinophyceae; Suessiales; Symbiodiniaceae
Source: the annotation of a GenBank genome assembly
AUGCGCUUCCUAGGAGGGUGGCUCUGCACGGGCUUGCUGACCCUUGCUAGAGCAGCACCAACAGUCGACAUAAAUGAUCCCGUGAGCCUGGGCAAGUGCAUAUGCGACCUUACACGGGGCCAAUGCGAUGUGAAUUGCUGCUGUGAUCCAGACUGCACCAGUCUCGUGGGCCUCACCGCGAGUUUCAGCUGUCUUCCUGAAGGCCCAGUUAAUGCAAGUGCGCAGUACUGCUACUCGAAAAGCUGGCUUCACAGCGUGAAUCCGCGUGUGGAUCUCUGGGUCAUUGCAGAUGAUCUUCGCGGCCUUUUGUGCGUUUCUGUCGACAACAGUGCAGUGCGUGGCGAAGUGUUCGAGAACGAGGCCACGCUUUCAACUUCGCAGAUCGAUGCGGUUAUACAGGACAGAGAGGGUGCUUUGGACUACAGCCAACGUUGUUCAUCCGGGGCUCUGAUCUACCUUUAA